CGAUAGUUCAAAUAGAAGUGCAUAUCCAUAAAUAUAAAUCAAGAGUGUGAUCUACGUCGUAAAAAGUUUUCAGUUUUUAGUUCUGCAUUAAUGUUUGAAGAUGUCUCAAACACGUGAAUUCACUGUGAAGCCCCUUCUAAUGGAGGACCGCGAAGAGGUCUUGAAACUAUUGAAAAGAACAUUUUUCGUCGAUGAACCAUUAAACAAAAAGAUCCAGCUGUGUCCUACAGGCGAGUGUGCCGAACUGGAAGAGUUUUGUAUGUCACCGCUGCACGAAGGGCUGUCCUUCAAAGCUGUUGACAACAAGGGAAAAAUCGUCGGAGUGCUUAUAAAUGAGACGUGUCCACUUAACGAUAGAAUUGGCAUCACAUUAUUCGAGCGUGCGGAAGCAAGCAAAGAUCCUAAGUUCAAGAAGAUAUUAUAUAUUCUGGCGAAAAGAGAGGAGGGUUCAAGACUUUGGGAAAAGUUUCCUAAUGAUGAUAAAUUAGUGGAAUUCAAAGUAGCAGCCACAGAUCCAGACUGGAGGAACAAAGGAAUCUUAGUCGCCUUGGUUGAGGAAACAGAGAAGUUACUAAGACAACGCGGCGUGAGACUUGCCCGCUUGGAUUCAUCUAGCGAGUUCUCCGCGAGGGCAGCUGAGAGAAACGACUUCACUUGCUACUACAAGGCGCGGUACACCGAUAUCAAGAUGGCCGGCGAGCCCCUCAUUGUGCCAGACCCGCCACACGUCUACGAUCGCGUCUUUGUUAAGGAGUUAUUCUAGAAGAAAUAGUUAAAUAAAGAAAAAUAAUAAGCCCGAACACUUCUAUGACACUACGGUGGGCCUAGCACGAAACAUGCCAGAAAGUAUAGGUAACGGAUAUCGACAAAAUUUGUAGACUUGAACACCCCUAUCGGAUAGAAAGUACGCUGACAAUCGUUGUUGUACGACUUAUACAAAUAUUUUGGAUGUCGAUAGAAAUAUUUUCCAGCAAAUUUUCGAUAACGUUUUAACGACAAAGUUGUAGAUUGGUUUCCAUUUCUACAAAAAACAUUACGUGUGUUUAGGCAUUAGAAUUAUUACGGUUCUAGUCGUUAAACAAAUUUUCGUAAAUAAUCCUUACAAAAUAUAUUUAAAAAACCUAUGUACUUAUU
Molecule: messenger RNA, 1134 nt
Organism: Papilio machaon (common yellow swallowtail)
Lineage: Eukaryota; Metazoa; Arthropoda; Insecta; Lepidoptera; Papilionidae
Product: arylalkylamine N-acetyltransferase 1
Exons: 5
Coding region: 101-763 (220 amino acids)
Molecular function (GO): N-acetyltransferase activity
Source: RefSeq, a predicted model, not a curated record